AUGGCCGCACGAAGCGCAGCUCUCAAGCUCGACUGGGCCAAGGUCACCACCUCCCUCGGCCUCAAGGGCCAGACCGCCGCCUCCCUCCAGGCUUUCAAGCAGCGCAACGAGAACGCCCGUCGCAGGGUCCAGCAGCUGUCGGAGCUCCCCACGACCGUCGACUUCGCCCAGUACCGCUCCAUCCUCAAGAAUCAGGCCGUCGUCGAUGAGAUCGAGAAGCGCUUCUCCGCCUUCAAGCCCGCCACCUACGAUGUCUCUCGCCAGAUCAAGGCCAUCGAGGCCUUUGAGGUCGAGGCCGUCAAGAACGCCGAGGCCACCAAGCAGAAGGUCGACCUCGAGCUCAAGGACCUCGAGAAGACCCUGACCAACAUUGAGUCCGCUCGCCCCUUCGAGGACCUCACUGUCGACGAUGUCGCCGCCGCCGAGCCCUCAAUCGAUGAGAAGACCUCCCAGCUCGUCUCCAAGGGCCGCUGGACCGUUCCGGGAUACAAGGAGAAGUUCGGCGAUCUUUCCGUGCUAUAG
This is a messenger RNA of Colletotrichum lupini, 522 nucleotides long. Its product is annotated as ATP synthase subunit D. Gene Ontology annotation, biological process: proton motive force-driven ATP synthesis. The record is from RefSeq and is a predicted model, not a curated record. NCBI's taxonomy places the organism in Eukaryota, Fungi, Ascomycota, Sordariomycetes, Glomerellales, Glomerellaceae. The coding region runs from base 1 to 522 and encodes 173 amino acids. The transcript is spliced from 4 exons. Gene Ontology annotation, molecular function: proton transmembrane transporter activity.